Homalodisca vitripennis (glassy-winged sharpshooter) is the source of this 3749-nucleotide messenger RNA. It is a transcript of the gene Rgl, whose product is annotated as ral guanine nucleotide dissociation stimulator-like 1. Gene Ontology annotation, biological process: positive regulation of GTPase activity; Ras protein signal transduction. Gene Ontology annotation, cellular component: plasma membrane. The record is from RefSeq and is a predicted model, not a curated record. Bases 180 to 2339 code for a protein of 719 amino acids. The transcript is spliced from 15 exons. Lineage: Eukaryota; Metazoa; Arthropoda; Insecta; Hemiptera; Cicadellidae. Gene Ontology annotation, molecular function: guanyl-nucleotide exchange factor activity.
UCGGAGGCGGUGUUUGGCCCGUGCCCAUGAGAUCGGGUUACAUCAAGAGAUUAUUGGCUGCUGGAUUGUCAGUCACGUAGAGGUGUGUGGCAGUGACGUGGCUGUGACAGUGUGGCAAGUUGACAGUAUACAGUGCACAUUACGUCGCACCACACGUCUCUGUCUCUACACACUUGUUUAUGGUUCUCUUGGUGUUUCGUCGCUGGGGGAAGCGAAAAAGGAGACGUCUUGAACAGCAGCCUACCUGGAGAGACUGGGGGGGGGAGGAGCGAGUGGACGGCGCCGUGUACACGGUCUACCUCAAGAAAGUCCGCUACCACCGACCCACCAAGUCCGUCUCUUCGGACUCUGAGGAUGAGAUAUCACACCUGGAGUGGGAGACUGUGAAGGUUCGCUUCAUCAAGGCUGGCUCGCUACAACGACUAGUGGAGAGCCUAGCGACGGACGACGGCGAACUCGAGUCCACCUACAUCAACGUGUUCCUGGCCACCUACCGCACGUUCGCUACAGCGAAGCAAGUCCUGAGUCUGUUGUUAGAUAGGUAUGAACAGCUAGCGAAUAAUGAGCUGGAUCUCCCAGAAAUGGUUUCAGAUCAGCAUAGAAAAACUCUGGUGCUGGCACUCCAUGUGUGGCUGGACUCGUACCCUGAGGACUUCCGAGACCCUCCACUGCACGCCACACUCUACCAGCUGCUGUACUUCGCCCAGACCCACCUGCCAGACUCGGAACUGCAGCUCAAGGUCAGGCAUCGACUGGAGCGGUUCACACGGGAAGAUGAGAUGCUAGAAUCUUGCCCGCUGUUUGUGCCUGACUCAUUGUACCUACACUCCAAUGGCACACACGCACCUCCCUACAGCUUCCCGGACAUCCCCGAGCGACUCUUCGCAGAGCAGCUCACGCGCAUGGACAUGAGGCUCCUGCAGAAGCUAGUACCCCACCAGUGUCUGGGAGGGAUCUGGUCUCGUCGGGACAAGUCCAGAAGUCAGGAGGCUGCCACGGUGCUGGCCACUGUGAACCAGUUUAACGCCGUCUCUCUGCGAGUGAUCAGCACCGUACUUAUGGACCCCAACUGCAGGCCGGCCGAGCGAGGUCGUCUCGUCAGCACUUGGAUAGAUGUUGCUCAGGAACUGAGGGUGCUGAAAAACUUCUCUUCAUUGAAGGCCAUCAUCUCAGGUCUCCAGUCCAAUCCUGUAUAUAGAUUACAAAAGACUUGGCAGUGCUUACCAAAAGAGAAGGUUGAGGUAUUUGAGGAGUUGGCAAGGAUAUUCAGCGAAGACAACAACCAGUGGGCUCAGCGCGAACUGUUGAUGCGAGAGGGAACGGCCAAGUUUGCUGAUACAGUUGGCGAGAACGAUAAACAGUUGCAGAAGGUUAUACAGAGACAGGCAAACAACAGUGGAAAUAUCAGCCAUGGAACAAUCCCAUACCUAGGAACAUUCCUCACCGAUCUGACCAUGAUCGACACUGCGAUACCUGACACUCUGUACGAUGGACUGAUCAACUUCGACAAGAGGCGGAAAGAGUUCGAGGUUUUAGCACAGAUCAAGUUGCUGCAGGGAGCUGCCAAUGCGUACAACAUACACGAGGACAUUGCGUUUGACCGGUGGUUCGACUCAAUAUUGACCCUGGAUGACCGAGAGGCCUACCAACUCUCCUGCCACAUCGAGCCCCCUGCUGUACCUGCCCUCACAGUCACUACCCACCGCCCCAAGAAGAAGCCCAACAACUGUGUGUGUUACAGCCUGGGUCACCACAAGAAUGACUCGAUAGCCAGCACCACAAGCAGUAGCUCUAGUAGCCAGUUUUACUGUGACAUCGACAGUCUACCCUCCUCUCCUCACAACUCUCUUGACAGGAAGGCAUCUCCGUCCCAGAUGUCAUCAUCAUCAAGUAACUCAUCGCUCCCAUCUUUGGACGUGAGUGUGGCCAGCAGUGCUACCAACAACAGCUUGACAGUUAGUAGUGCCACCCGCAGUCCUGCCACCCGUCAGGUUACGCCGGAUUUCUAUAUCAUCAAGGUCACCUUGGAGACUGACCUCGUGGAGACAGAUGGUAUCGUUUUGUAUAAGAGUAUAAUGCUGAGCAACAACGAGCGGACGCCACAAGUGAUUCGAAAUGCCAUGCUCAAGUUGGGACUAGAGGGGAAUCCAGAUAACUAUACUCUGGCGCAGGUGCUGCCUGAUAAAGAAAUGGUAUUGCCGUCUAAUGCCAACGUCUACUAUGCAGUGAACACUGCAUUCAACCUCAAUUUCAUCUUGAGAUCUAAACUUCGCCCGUUGGACAGCCCCUUAUCACCUGCCAAGCCCGCACGACUCAAGAACGGCAAGAAGCUGACGUGAUACAGCACAAGCGUUGCGCUGGCGUAGAUCCAGCAAGCUACAGAGAUGUGAAGCUAUUCUGGAGAAAGUUCAGAUGCCCCACACUGUCUUUUCCUGUGAAAGCUUUGUGUACUGUAGAGCCAUAAAUUGCCUUCUUGUUCUAUUUGGAAUCUCUUAUCCUGCAACACGUCUUGUGUUGCAAUAUAUAUAAUUUUUAGCGGUUUUCAAGUCAUAAACCGUAUUAAUAGACAAAAGUUAGGACCAUUUAUUAUUUUGUGAUCAAGGUUAUUUAAUUCUAUAUAGCACUAAUGAAUAUGAUUCUACAUGUUUUACAUUGUUUGCAAUUGCUAUUGAAAAAUGUGAGAAACAAUUCAAUGAUGAGUACAAUGGUUAUAUAUGUAAACCAAAACCGUAAUUAUACUGCUUGUUAAUACCAAGUGAAGAAUUUCAAGUUCUCAAAUUAUUACAUACAUCAAUAAAGUUAUUUGGGAUUUCCAUCAAUGUAAAUCGAAGUAUCAAAUGCUUAUUGUAGGAAUCUAAUGUUUAAAGAUAUUCUGUUAUGAAGAGCAAAAUCAAUAGUUACCAAUGUUCAAGACCAGAGUUAUAACUUCCACAGUUAUUAGGGUUACCCUUACCCAGUGUUGGAUUUAGAAUCCAUGUAUUGUAAAUAACCUGGCCUUCACAGGAAAAGACAGUGUUAUGUCUGCUACCUGCUCCCAGACAGGAUCUCAAGACCUGCCCUAAUGACCAAAGUUACAAUUAUUGAUAGUAUUAAUGAGGUUGUUGUGUCAAGUAAGUGAUAAUGGUGAAAGACAUGUUUUGUAAUUUUAAUUCAAGUGAACCUUCAACAAAUUUGUGUGUUUGUGAUUUAAUUGUUAAGGUUUAUUUAUGUGGUUGCUGCUGAGAUUUUGCUGUCAACACCAAGGGUGUAAUUUAUUGUAUUUGGUUUUGUAUAUUUGUACCACUAAUUAAUUUUAAAUAUUUUUAAGCGAUAUUUAAUGCUGAUUUAUGCUUUUGUGCACUAUUUAACCCUUUGAAGUGUUAUUUUUUGUAUCUUUUCUAACUCUUUAUAUCAUGUGGUACAGUUUUCCGAAUAUUGGUUAGUUGCUAAUACUGAUGCAUUGCGGAUUGCUGACGAGAUAUGUCAACCAGUUGCCAGUUACCUCCUAAUGUUUGUAACAAUACCUGGUAGAAUGCAGAAGUGUAUUUUCUAUUUUCUAGGCAACUAAGUACUUUUAACAAACAAUCUAAAUUUAGCUUUCCUUUUUUUUUAAAUUCAAUAAAUAAUCCAACAGACAACACCAGCUUGUUCUAGUUGGUGUUAGUAAUUUUCCAUAGAAAUACAAGAAUAUUUUAAUAACAUUUUAUAUUUUUUACAGUAUUGAAAUAUAAGUGAUAUAAUUAAACCAAAAUAAACUUCACUUUAAGUGG